UAAAUCAAACAAAAUGGCCGAUCGUGUCUCUAAAAAUAUUUUGUAGAAUUUUUUAUGGGAAAUUCGUAAAUAAAUAGUUUGCCUAAAAUCAUAGUAAAACAUGUCCAAAAGAGAACAAGGCGAGCGAAAUGACAGAAAAUUGGAGUCGAGUGAUUAUGAAAACAUCUUAUCACAACAUAGUAUAUUCGAAACUGCGAGAUCAAAACAUCAAGAGUUGCCGAGUUUUCCUGGUUUUUCAAAUGCUGAGACACAAACAAAAUCUACUGAUCUCAAAGGUCAGUCAAUGCAAUCAGGUCUAGGAACUUGGCAUUACAAUCCCUGGUGGAUGCUUGCCAGUACCUCUAGAACUUUACCCUCACAAGACGAUUAUUCAGAAAAUAGUGAGCAGGCAAAGGUUAAACAGGAACCCUCAGGUGCAGGCACUCCUGACCGUGACCCGUUGCAGAUUGAUGUUGAGCCUUAUAGAUCAGGUACUACCCCACCACCAGGUAUGGACUCAUUUUGUGAUGAUUGCUCAGAUCCAUUUUGUGAUUCAAGCACCUCAUUAUGCCGAAAGCUGUUCCACUGUCCACACUGCAGGAAAAGUUAUCCUACUAUAUUGGAGUUCAACACCCACCUUACAGGAGUACAUCCAGCACAGAAACCUUUCCGAUGCCAAAUUUGCUUAGAACCAUUUCACAAAAAAUCUCAUCUUCGCAGACAUCUUGACUCCAGCCACUCCAGAAAAGAUGUCAAUAAAUGCUCAGUUUGCUCCAAAUACAUCAAAGACAAAAGUAACUUGCGUAAGCAUAUGCAAGUUCACACUGGAAGAGUACCUCAAAAACAAUUCAAGUGUGAUAUGUGCAAUAAUAAACGCUAUAUGUCCCUGGAUAGACUUAACAACCACAAGGUGGUAUGCACUGGAGAAAAAAUCUUAAAAUAUUGUGACAUGUGCACUAAGGUCUUUGACAACUCAAGAUCUUUAAACAGCCACAAAAAAGUUCAUGCUCGAGAAUUAAAAUGCGACAUAUGCGGCGAGCAGUUACGUUCUUUAGAACAGUUUGCAAACCAUAAAAUUAUAUGUCAAGGGACAUCAUCGGAAGCAAGUGGCAGUCAAAGUGGUUCUGCAAGUGCUGGUGGCUCUACUUUAAACCGAUGCUGCACUCAGCCAGGACUGUGCGAACAUGACAAACCUGCUUACCUAAACAUACCUGGGUAUGCUGCAGGAAGAGUACUGGAUGCUACUCUGUCCUCCUUAAAAUCUGAAAUAAAUUGAUGAUAUGAUGUGCUGCAUAUAAUUUACAGAGUUAAUCAUUUUAAAUAAACAGAUUUCUUUUUACAAUAUUACCAAAUAGUUGAAAUAAUGACCGUUAACAAUUUCACAAUUGAGAACUUCACAAGACUGAUGCAAAUAUCCCGCCUCACGACUUGCUUUAUUAUUACCAUUAAAAAUUAGUGUUUAGUUAGUAGGAUUACAAAAUAGACUAAGCUGCAUUACUGUUUGAACAUAUUCAAAAGCCUAAUUGAAGGAGAGUGAAAAUUAUUUCAAAAUAAAAUAUUCCAAUUCCCACCGAAGUUAUUACAUUUUAGAAAUAAAUUGUCUCUCAUAUGGAUGUGUCAGACACUUGAUUGUGUUUCAAUUUGGAUAUGUUCAAAUAGUUUUAUUAUCUAUAAUUUUGUAUCUUAAAAGUUAAUUAUGAAGCAUAUUUGUUCAGCAAGAACAGAGCUUUACUAAUAAUACUAAUUAUUAGAUUUUAAUCUAUAUUGUGCAACAUUUAUGUUCAUUAAUAAAUUGACCAUUGUGAGGUACAGAUUUAUGUUCAUUGGACUGUCACUUUACAUUAUGUAUAACAAUAUCUUGACUGAUUUAGAGUAAUAUAUUAAUUAUGUGCAGUAUUACAACAUUUCAUUUUUUAUUUUUCUAUAUUGAAAGAAAAUAAGAGCUAUGUUAUUUUUAUAGUUUUAGAUCAUAUUGUUAUAAGUUACUUAUUUACCUUCUUUGUUAAUAUUUAAGUAGUCAAGGAGACUAUGUGGAUGACAUUGUACUUUCCAAUGUUCUGAAGUACUCCAAAGACAGAUAAAGCUAUAAUAUUUUACUGCUUUUAACACAUCAUUUACUAGUGGUACUUUUAUUUCAUAACAUGGACCUGUAGAAGUAAGAAAAUUUUAAGAGUGCAAUGAAAAUAUUGGCAAAGCCUUGCAAAUGUUAUAUUAAUGGGACAAAUUGUUGUCUUCUCUGUGCCCAACAUAUUUAUUCACGAAGUGUUAUACACUGAAAAUUUUUUGCUGCAAUUUAUAAAACUUUUGUAAUUAGAAUGUUUUUAUUACUAUACAUAAUUAUUAUUAUUCAUUGUGUAUGUAAUGUGUAUAAUCCUAAUUGUAAGGAUUGAGGCUAUAAUCUAUUAUUCUAUGUUAUCAGGCCUAUCCUGCCUGAUAUUAUAGCAGUUAUUAUGUAUAACUCAUAACUUUGAGUAUACACUUUUGAUUCUUUUUUUUUUUAAUUUUAUUUAUUUAAUCAAUGUUAUUUGAAAAAAGUACUUUUAUCUAAGGCUUUAUCAUAAUUACUAUUAGUUGUUGCUAUUUACAAUUGUUUUCACACUUAUAGCCUUGUUUAUUUUAUAAUAUAUAGAUUUAAUAAGAGUAGUUUUAUAUUUCUUAUUAUAAUAGAGAGACAAUCAUUUGCAAAAAGAGUUUGGUUACAAGUAUGCAAUGAAGAUGAGCACACCACAAAGUUCUAUUGUCCAAAGUAUGUUUGUUAUAGGCACAGAGCAUAUUGGUGUAGGUAAAGUAGGUGUAGGUUCUUGCGGUAGUGUAGCGGUGUGGGUGGUUUUGUUUGUGUUACUUCAAACGCCAUCCAUUGAGAUUUCAGAUGCGCUUCAUGCACGUAUACCGUAGCUCUGUUCACCACAGUCAUGUCACCCCUCUGCAUCACUACUACUGCAAGAAUCUACCAAGUUAUGAGUUAUGUCUCUAAUAAUUAUCCUUUCAAAUAGGCCGAUUUCAUUAAUGAUUGAAAUUAAAACUUAUAUUUUUAAUACUGUUAUAGAGAAGAAUAUGGAAACCAAACUUUCAUGCGGUAAUGAGCGACAAUAAAAUUAUUCAAUUUUGUUAAGUAGGUAUUAGAAGCUAGCCACUAUACCUACUUAUUAUAUCUUAUUUUCAAGUAUGUUGGCACGGACUACAACUUCAAAUUGAAUAAAUUUAAAACUUGAUUAAUGUUAGGGAUUUUUUCCGAAAGGACAUUUUUGUAAUGAUCAUUGAAUAAUGAAUAGGUACUUCAUCAUAAUUCGAAUAUAUCAUCUACAAUAAAUAAAUUAUCUACGUACAUAAAUUUUAUUAAAUUCGUAAUAAUCAUUGACCAUCAAGCUAAGCUUUUACAUUUAUUCAAUUACAUGUUGUAUACAGGCUGAUUCUUAAAGUGCAGAACGAAAGGAUUUGAUACCUAUUUCUCAAAUUACAACAACUAAUCUAGACCACCCUCUGUAACCCAAUCUAGACCUAGUGAUAGGGGAAAUCUAAAAAACAUCUAGUAGUUUUAGAAAAUGGUAUAUUUUUUGUGAUUUAGAUUUUGAUCCUAUAAGUUGUUUUUAAAGUAAUAGAAUCAACUCUUCUCAUUUUGCACUCAUUCUUUAUGUUAAUAAACGCUGGUGGAAUUUAACAUCCUUUGUAGACCAUACAAUUAAAUUAAAAGUUCUGUAAGUAUCUCGGUUCACUUGUAUGUACGUACGUAUUUACAAGAUAGAAAAAGAUCAUUAAGGGGUAAUCCUGUAAGUUUUUUGUACGUACUGUCGCCGAUUACCUUUGAUAUUUUCAGUUACCAUUAUCACCGAAGCUUUUCCCUUUCGAUAGCUAAUAAAAAUGAUAGCAUGUCAUUCUCAUCUUUUUUUACUGGUACCGGAAUAGUUAGACAUAUUUACGCCGGCUUAGCGUAAUCAAUCCCAAUUUAAAUCAAGUUAACAGACAGAUUUGGGUUGGGAUUGAUUUAUAUGGAAAGCGGGCGAUAAUGCUAUUCUGCAACUAUACUGUUCUUGAAUUUUGCAUGCAUUUGCUGAAAUCUUCCAUUCAUGCCGCAAACCACAAUUUAAAUAUUGUUUGUUCUUGAGAAUAGAUUAGUACCUACUGGAAUGGUACCGGAAAUAAACCAAUAGCUUAGCUCUUUUGUCUCUGUAGUUAUAAUUACAUGGCAUGGUGUGUAUUUUGGAUGCACCUAGAAAUAAGAAAAAAUGUGUUCAUAUGAAUUUAGUUACAUAGAGUAUAGUUUAUCUAUUAGUGCUGUAGACUGUGAAACAGUGUAAUUUUUCGUUAGUAUUAAAAUACUUUAUUUACUCUAAAACUAUCCUUUCGCAAUAUAUCAAUGUAUAACCAAACUAUUGGUACUUAUAAGUUAAUUAGGGUUUUAUUCUUAAACUUUCAUAAUUAUAUCAUUACGCAGGAUUUAAGUUCUUGGAGAGCAUUGUUCCGUAAAGUACCUGCCUGAAAUAGGACCUUCAGUUGACGUUUGUACGUAUAAUAAAACCUGCAAAGAAAUAAAUAGUGUUUUUCUAAAUUA
Messenger RNA from Ostrinia furnacalis (Asian corn borer), 4528 nucleotides. Its product is annotated as zinc finger protein 234-like. The transcript has 2 exons. Gene Ontology annotation, cellular component: nucleus. The record is from RefSeq and is a predicted model, not a curated record. Bases 101 to 1255 code for a protein of 384 amino acids. NCBI's taxonomy places the organism in Eukaryota, Metazoa, Arthropoda, Insecta, Lepidoptera, Crambidae. Gene Ontology annotation, biological process: regulation of gene expression.